Messenger RNA from Ipomoea triloba (trilobed morning glory), 1231 nucleotides. RefSeq lists its product as uncharacterized. Gene Ontology annotation, cellular component: plasma membrane. The transcript has 2 exons. The coding region runs from base 134 to 835 and encodes 233 amino acids. The record is from RefSeq and is a predicted model, not a curated record. Lineage: Eukaryota; Viridiplantae; Streptophyta; Magnoliopsida; Solanales; Convolvulaceae.
UUCAAAGUCGUCGUCAUCAAAGGACACAUAUAUAUCCAAUUCAAAUCUCCGUCAGGCAAUCAAAUCAAGUCCGUUGAAUUUUACAUAUUCUCAGUCAGAUCGAGAUCAGAGUGACCGCAGUGUACCUGUUGCAAUGACUCUAACUCGCCACGUGUCCUUCAAAGAAGACAGCACCGACCGGUCCCCCGCCCCCAGCAGCUUCGCCGGUUACUACAGCGACUCCGAGUCUCAGAAGAAGAAAUGCCAGCCCCGCUGCAACCGCUGCUGCGCGUGGAUCUCAGUUGGCGUCGGCGUCGUCUUAGCCGCCUUAUUCAUCUGGCUCAUCGUCUUCUACUCCUUCCUCGUCUCCAACAUGCCGCGCUUCUUCCUCAGCGCCGUGGAAACGCACAGCAUAAAGAUCCGCAAGGAUAAGAGCGGCGAUUCGACGUUGACGGCCAACGUCACCGUCCGAUACAACGCGACGAACGAUAACGACAAGAUCUCCUUCGAUUACAGCCAGAUGAAGGCCGCGAUUUCGCUCGACGGCAUCCACUUGGAGUGGUCGGAGGUCGCCGCCUUCCACCAGACGACGAACAACGUCACCAAGUUGGAGAUGCACUCCGUCGUGAAGAAUAUGUACGUGGAGGAAGCCGACGGCGAUGAUCUGAUGUCCAAUUCCCAGCGACACCUCAUGACGGUGGAUCUCACGCUGGUAGGGAACAUCAAUUAUCGCGUGGGCGAUAGUAGGAUAAGCAGUUGCCCCUUCAAAGUCAUGUGCCAACAAGCGCCUCAAACUGUCCUUGACAGCGGAGUCGGUUAUGGAUGCAAUAUUAGGAUGAGCCCUCUAAGAAUCUAACCACUAAGGUUAUCUUGCCGGUGUUUGAGGCAAUUAAAAUCAUUCCUCUUGGAUUCAUGGUGGGGAAGGAUGAAAAUAAUGAAGAUGAGAAAUGCAGUACUAACGUACACGUACGUAGUUUCAUGCGUUUGGUAGAUUAUUUCAAUUCAGUGGAGGGAACUACUUUCCGCCAUUGUUGAAAAAGAAGGUCGGGGGAGCAUGCAGCUGGACCAUGUAUCGAUGCUAGCUCAGCUCCUUUGUACGUGGUUGAUAUACACUAUAUAUACGUACAAUGUUGUAUUGUAUUUAACAUUAACAUGAGCCUACGAGAGCAAAGACCUGUCUACUCAUUAUUAAUUGAUUGUCGAAAAUAAAACAUCAUCAAUUACAUAAAUUUAAAGGCACUAUCAUGUUCAA